AUGGGAGAUCACAAUGCUCGGAUGCAGGAGCUACGCAAGGAAGUUGACAGUCUCAAACACUCCAUGAAAGGUGUAACCAGCUCUGUUGCAGAGAUUCGACAAUCAGUGGAUGCUAGUGUGGCUCAAGCCAUGGAUAAAUUUCGAAGGUUGUUCGCGACGUCUAUGAACAACAAUGGAAGUACCAGACCAGCAGCUGAAGGAGUUCCUAGAGAUGGAAAUAGAUCAGAAAAUUAUCACUUGCCAACUCGUAACUAUCAGAUGGAUUUCACUAAAUUUGAUGGACAGGGGUUGAGGGAAUGGAUUUACAGAUGUGAACAGUUCUUCGAUGUAGACGAAACUCCAGAUGACUCAAGGGUUAAGUUGGCAUCUUGCAAUUUCGAGGGUAAAGCACUCCAAUGGCACCAAUCUUAUAUGAAGCACCGAAUUUCCAGAGAAUGGCCACGAUGGACUGAGUAUGUCGGAAGUCUCUUUGCCAGGUUUGGAGCUGAACUAUUUGACGAUCCAAUGGGUGAUUUCAAGGAUUUGAGACAGGUAAACUCUGUUCAAGACUAUGUCGAUCUUUUUGAUGAACUGCUCACUAGGGUUGAAUUAUCAGAAGACCAGAUUAUUAGUUGCUUUGUUAGAGGAUUGAAACCAGAAAUAGGUUUACCUGUUAAGAUGCUCGCACCAAGGUCACUAGCUAAAGCAAUUAAUCUAGCUAGAAUACAGGAACAAACACUAGUUGUCCAAAAGCAAGUGUUUUCUGAACCAUCAGUACUUUCCAAUCCCAAAAAUAUACACAGAUUUGUUGCUAAUAACUCUUCUUUUUCCUAUGUAUCCAACCAACCAACGAAGCAUAACCCAAUUACUUCUAAAUUUCAAAACCCCACCUUGGCCAACAAUCCAAAACCUCAACUUAAACAUGCCAAAUUGUUGUCACCAGCUGAAAUGGAGGAAAGAAGGAGUAAGGGUCUGUGUUUUAACUGUGAUGAAAAAUACAGUUAUGGUCAUGUUUGUAAGAAAAAGAGGCAACUAUUCUACAUGGAAGUAGAAGAAGGAGAAGGAGAACCCAAAGAAAUGGAAGAUGACAUAAUGGUAGACCCAACUGAAUUUUUUACCAUGAUUGGUCAAGGCCUAGAGACUGAUAAUGAAGGGGCCAUUUUAACUCAUGUAUCUGUACAUGCUAUGAAUGGAUCCCAUGAUUUUAGAACCAUGCGAGUUACUAUGUCGGUGAAGGGCAAGGUAGUACAUGUGUUGAUUGAUACGUGCAGCACACACAAUUUCCUUGACUUGAAUACAGCAAAGAAGUUGGGGUGUGUGAUGAUAGCUAUCUCACCUUUUGCUGUAUCAGUUGCUGAUGGCAAGAAAAUCCAGAGCAAUUAUGUGUGCAAGAAGCUGGCUUGGAAAAUGCAAGGGGUUUCAUUUGAUUCUGACAUGUUAGUUUUGCCUAUUGGUGGAUGCAACAUGGUUUUGGGAAUUCAGUGGUUGAUAACAUUAGGAGACAUUAUGUGGAAUUUCAGGAGGUUAAAAAUGGAGUUCACUAUUAUGGGGCGCAAAAUUUCCUUAAGAGGAAUACAACCUGCUGCAGUAAAGAUGGUUCAUCAGGACAACAUGGACAAGUUGCUAGCAAAACCAGCUGAGCUUUGUAUGAUUUCGUUUGGGGUUUAUAAAGAGGAGAAAAGUGGCAGCCUGUUAUCAAUUGAGGCAGUUCCAGACAGUGAUGUAGAAGGGGUUAAUGAUCUGGAGUGCAUCUUACAGGAAUAUAGUGAUUUGUUCGAGGUUCCCAAAGACCUACCACCAUCUAGAUUCCAUGAUCACAAGAUUAUAUUGCAAGAUGGGACGUCUCCUAUAAACAUUAGACCAUACAGAUAUCCUACAGCACAAAAGGAUGAAAUUGAGAGGAUGGUGGAGGACAUGCUUCAUUCGGGGGUAAUUAGGCAUAGUACCAAUCCCUACUCCUCACCUAUUGUCAUGGUGAAGAAAAAAGAUGGUACUUGGAGAAUGUGUGUAGACUAUAGAGAACUGAAUAGUCAUACUGUGAAAGAUAAAUUUCCUAUUCCAGUGAUUGAAGAGUUAUUGGAUGAACUCCAUGGUGCUAAGUAUUUUUCUUUUUUUUGA
Solanum verrucosum is the source of this 2097-nucleotide messenger RNA. RefSeq lists its product as uncharacterized. The transcript has a single exon. NCBI's taxonomy places the organism in Eukaryota, Viridiplantae, Streptophyta, Magnoliopsida, Solanales, Solanaceae. Bases 1 to 2097 code for a protein of 698 amino acids. The record is from RefSeq and is a predicted model, not a curated record.